AUGCUUUUCCAGGCAAGAUUUGGGCUGAUGCUGAUGAUGACCGUGGCGAUUGGGUCGUAUUGUGCUACAGUGAGGCACGAAGAGCAGGACAACAACCCGAAGGUCAACCCGCUAUCAGAAUUGAAUGGAGAUCAGCUGGAGGUCAGGGAUUUGGCAUGUGUACACCGUCAACAGCCAACUGACCAAUAUGCCACUGAAGACACACCAUUCAAUAAAGAACAAAAAACACUGAAUGAGUUCCUGUCAGCCCUGAAAAGUGCUGGGGAACUGGGGAAAAUGGACUUCGUGGGAACAUGUUCACCUGAAACUCAAAGUUCGCAGGUUUCUCAUCUGGUUCAGAGUGUGCUCCAAAAACAAAGUGGCCUCAAGGGUGUGCAUGCUACAGAAGAUAUUUGGGAUGCUGAUAACGAAGGAGGGAUCACUUUAACCCUCACGUUCCCAAAGCAUUCCCUACCGGCCGGUCCGGCCUCUGUGAUGCUCCUGUUCAGUGUCAAUCCUGUUAAAGGAGACAGUUUGAGAGUGCAAUUCAACAGUCAAUCCAUCCAUCCAAAUACACAGACUGUUUGCAUUUCUGAGUCCACACGUUUCCUGAUUGUCACCGGAGGAUGGAGUCAUGGCCACAUUCACCUUAAACUGAAGACGAUGGUUGAGACAUCGAUGGAUGAUAACAGGCCAAAACUCAGUGUGUCUGAACUUAAAGAAGUGUUGAUGAGAAAGGUGGAUAGCAGCAGUACGAUGAUCAAGCCAGUUUUACUUUUCCUCUCUGACCUUGAGGAGCCUCGUUUAAAACAUCAUCGAAUUCCACAGGAUGAGAGGCUCCCAUCCCGAACGUAUCUUUUCCUCUGUGAGCUGCAAAAGUUCUUAAGGGACAUCCUGCCUCAGAGCAAAAGUACUACACCUCAGGAUGACCCCAGCGCAGUUUCUUUGGAUACGUUGCAUUCUCUUCCACCUCUCCGCCUUGGAGUGUCAUCCACAGAGUCGCUGCUUUCAGGACUGGUCAAUUCCUCCACGCCGACUGUAUUUGUGUUCCCCCAGAGACAGCAGGGCCUGCAGACCCACCGGGUGGAGGUGACCCUCGAUUCCCCUUUACUGUCUGUACUCAGAAUGAGACUGGAUGAAGCCAUGGCUCAGGUCAAACAGCAGGAGGCAGGCCGGAAGAUGAUUGACAGACUGCAGAAACUGACUGAACUGAGUGCGCUUUCUCCAGAUGGAGAGGACAGUGAAGCAGCUACUAAGGACCACAAAGAGGCUCAGUACCGUUCAGUGUUGCUCCUGAAAGCCCUGCAGAUGGUGCUCAGUAACUGGGAGUCAGAAAGAGCCCAGCGAGCAGCGAGAGCUGAUGAAGACGGACCAUCAGCAUCCAAUCAGUGUCAUCUUCAAAGCCUGAGCGUCUCGUUGAGGAAGUUCUUCCUGGAGCCGUCCAGAGCCAACAUCAACAACUGCGAAGGAACCUGCGGCUUUCCUCUGAACAACGCCAACAACCAUGCCGUCCUGCUGAACAGCCACAUCCAGAGCGGGCAGCCGGUGAACCGCUCGCUAUGCUGCGUCCCUGUGGAAUACGACGAUCUGUGUGUGAUUGAGCUGGAGAGCGAGACCACCAACAUCUCCUACAAGACCAACGUGGUGGCGACCAAGUGCGAAUGCCGCUGACGAGCUUUAAGGCAAUGAAAUCUACAGCUGUUUUUGUUUGUAAAGAGAUGGUUCACACAAAAAAUGAAAACAACUCCUUAGUUUUUUAUUUGGAAAAGAGCUCAUUUUAUAACCCCAUAGAGUUAAAACGUUUAUUUUAGCAUUUCUGAAUCUGUUUAGCUAAUUUCUGUGUCUGGCAGGAGCACUUUUAGCUUAGCUUAGCAUAAAUAAUUGAAUCGGAUUAGACCAUUAGCAUCUUGCUCCAAAAAAAGUUUUGAUAAUUGUCCUAUUUAAAGCUUGAGGAAUCUGUACAUUGUGUUCCAAAACCAACCUUAAAUGAAAUGUUAAUAAUUAAGCAACUUUCUAUUCCUUGAUAAUUAUGCCAGAAUGAGUGUUCCUAGCUCAGCCUGGAAAAUAGCAACUUUUCAUUUUCUGCCAGUCUUAGAACAUGAAACGCCACUACAGAAGAGUUGAGCUUUAAAUAGGAAAAUUAUCAAAACACU
Messenger RNA from Danio rerio (zebrafish), 2132 nucleotides. The record is from RefSeq and is a predicted model, not a curated record. Lineage: Eukaryota; Metazoa; Chordata; Actinopteri; Cypriniformes; Danionidae.